This is a messenger RNA of Diprion similis, 5460 nucleotides long. It is a transcript of the gene Gcn2, whose product is annotated as eIF-2-alpha kinase GCN2. Gene Ontology annotation, cellular component: cytosol. The coding region runs from base 444 to 5312 and encodes 1622 amino acids. Lineage: Eukaryota; Metazoa; Arthropoda; Insecta; Hymenoptera; Diprionidae. The record is from RefSeq and is a predicted model, not a curated record. Gene Ontology annotation, biological process: regulation of translational initiation by eIF2 alpha phosphorylation; DNA damage checkpoint signaling. Gene Ontology annotation, molecular function: protein binding; eukaryotic translation initiation factor 2alpha kinase activity; ATP binding. The transcript has 13 exons.
UAAUCAGAUUAAAGAAAGUCAAUUAAGGACAAUAACAACGGCAGAAAAAUACGGCAAAACCGUUUCUUCUUUUCUAGUGAUUCGAAGAAAGAUCAUAAAGAAAAGAACGCGGUACAAACGAUAAAAUUCAAAUAGAUCAUGUAGCAGGUUAUCUUCUGCUGCUACUGGUUACGACGGGCUUUCGAUGCAUUUGUUAUGCCUACGUUUGAUACUAUCGAUCUGUGUGUAAAUAUCGCAAAACUGACGCGUAUUUUGAACAGUUUUGAAUAAGGUUAGUAGCUAUGACGGUCUCUAGCGAAGAAGAUCGGGAUAAUUAUUUUCCGCUUAACUAGCGGUAUAUUUAUCUAGUGACAGUUGUGUCAACAGUUUCAAUUCUUAAAAAAAAAACAUAAUACCAAAAGCUUGGCGUUGAUAAAACGCUGACUAUUGCAGUUUGUUGCAAUAUGUCGCACGCUGAAACAAAUCGAGACCGUCAACAGAACGAGCUUGAAGUAUUAAAGUCGAUAUUCGCCGAGGAGUUGCACGAUCACAGGAAAACUAAAGGAAAAAAGAAAUGGCAACCGCUGGAUCUUUCCAUCACUCUGACGCCUCAGAAGGGGAUGUCAGGCCCAGCCGAGAUCUAUGCGCAAAUCGAUUUGCAGGUCAUCUGCGGGGAAAAUUAUCCCGAAGAGGUGCCUCGUCUUCUGCUUCGCAACAGCAGAGGCCUUUCGGAUCAGCAAGUAGGCGUACUUUACUCCGACCUCGAGCAAAUGGCUGAUCAGCUGAAGGGUGAGGAAAUGAUAUACGAGCUGGCACAGCACGUUCAAAAAUUUUUACACGAUCACAAUAAACCUGGAUACAGCAGUUUUUAUGAGGAAAUGGUGUCCAGGCAGCAGGAGAAGCUGAAGUGCGAGAUACAAAAGAAACAGCUCAAGGAAGACAAAGAGAGGCAGGUACUUCAAGACGAAAUUCAAAAACGUCAAGAAGCGCUGAUGGCGGAAGUGCGAAGACGCAAGGAGUUGGCACGUUGCGCAGCAGAGACGGAUUCCACCUGCCAAUCCAUACCGUCGUCCCCGCCAGACAGACCUAGAAGGUACUCGAGGCGGCGCUGCACGAGUACUUCGGAAAGCUCGGAGAGUUGCUUGUGCGAACAUAAAGGUACCAAGCUCGUCAAGUUCAGCGACAAUCGCGGAGAGCGAGUCGUCUGCAGGGGAAAAUGCCUGGGCCACAGCACAAAGGGCUCUGUCGUUUAUGUAGGACUUGACACAACUAACGGAGAACUAUUGGCCAUAGCCGAAUGGUCGUUGAGAUGUGGGACAACGGAAUCAGCUUUGGAAACGCAAGAGGCAACCGACUUUCAACACUGCCUGAAACAAAUUGCCAUUAUCGAGCAGGAGCUGAAUCACUUAAACAGACUGCAUCAUCCUAAUUUGGUUCAUUAUCUUCACAUGAAGUAUAUUCAGGACAAGGAAAGCGUAGUUAUAUACGUUCUCCAAGAGUUUGUGGUGGGAACGACGUGUUCGUUCUUCUUGACAGAGAAUAUACCGAUGGACGUUGACACGCUGAGGCAUCUGGCAACUGGGGUUUUAUCCGCAUUGCAAUACUUGCACCAGAAUAACGUGGUGCACAAGGACCUGCGCGAGACCAGCGUUCACAUAGACAGCACAGGUGUCGUCAAGCUAUCCGGUUAUUCCUUGGACAAAAGACUGUCCGAUAUUUAUUGCGCGAGCUACUUGGCCAAAAAUGAACACGAAUUCCCAACCAUCCAGGGGAGGGGCGGAAAAAAAGCCGACAUUUACAGGUUCGGAGUCCUCUUGCUGUCUUUGUUGAGAGGCAGUAUUGUUUCGGAAAACGAAAUCGACACGGAAACAAAUUUGCAGACAGAUCUGAAAGAUUUUUUGUCCAAAUGCCUCGUUCGCAACGAGAGGAUACGGUGGUCGGCUGAGCAGCUCCAGGGGCACUGUUUCAUACAAGUUCCCAUCGAGCGAGGAUUGUCACCUCCAUGUCCGGACAGAAAGAAGGAGCAAAAUAGCUCGGAAACCGAACUUCCGGCCGCUUAUGUUCAUCCGUACUUGACGGCAUUGGGAGGUCAGUCGCGCAUACAGAAUGAGUUUGAGGUUUUGAAAUGGCUCGGAAAGGGAGCUUUCGGCGACGUUCUCAAGGUCAAAAACAAACUGGACGGCGGAGUCUACGCUAUCAAGCGCAUCGAGCUCAACCCAAAGAACAUACAGCUGAACAGAAAAAUAACGCGCGAAGUUAAACUUCUCUCCAGACUGAAUCAUGAGAACGUUGUGCGGUAUUACAACUCUUGGAUUGAAAGCGCCACCAUAGAUGACUCCUCAAGGCACAGUCAGCUCACACCGGCAACUACGCCGUCCAACAGAACGGCACAGGGGCGAGAAAAUAACAAAGACGAGCUGAUAGCUCUAGAAAGCAAAGACGUCGAGAGACUCGCUCCUCCGCUGCAUGACGUCGAGUGGAACAUCUCGUACCAAUCUAGAGCGAGCGGAGUUUUGUCAGCCGACAGCGAUGCCGAGAGCGAAGAUAGCUCGAGUGACUCCGAUGACGAGGACUGGGCUUUCCUCACUCGAACAAGAAUAGACUCUUCGGACAGUAUCGAGUUUGAAAAGAACGAUUCUUCUCAGAUUUCGAAAUACACUGAAGAGGUGCUGGAGUCUCCAAUGAGGCAUGUAGAAAACAGAAAUGAUUCAGCUGUUGUUAAGGAAAUACAGUUUAUGUAUAUUCAGAUGGAGUUUUGUGAAAAAAGCACGUUACGAACUGCCAUUGACAACAGCUUGUGCGAAGAUGAGGAACGGGUUUGGAGAUUGUUUAGAGAAAUUGUUGAGGGAUUGGCCCACAUACACCAGCAAGGGAUGAUCCACAGGGACCUGAAACCUGUCAACAUAUUUCUCGACAGCAACGAUCAUGUGAAAAUUGGCGACUUUGGUCUUGCUACAAGUAAUAUUCUAUCCACUUUGGCGCACAACGUGGACGUGGACAAGGAACUGCAGCUAAUUGCAGGAACCAGUUUCGAGAUGGACGAUGUUGGCUCGAUGACUGGUCAAGUGGGCACGGCACUCUACACAGCGCCUGAAUUGAGCUCGAAAGUUGCCAAAGCUAUUUACAAUCAAAAAGUUGAUAUUUACAGCCUUGGAAUAAUACUCUUCGAGAUGUGUUACAAGCCGUUGGACACUGGUAUGGAGCGAGUCAAAGUUCUACUUAAUUUGAGGUCCAGGGAGAUAAUUCUCCCACCCGAAUUCACCGAAGUCGAUAUGCCGCACCACGUGCAUCUCCUUCGAUGGCUUCUAAAUCACGAUCCCAGUCAGCGGCCGACCUCUCAGGAACUGCUGACAUCUGAAUACCUACCGCCUCCUCAGUUGGAGGAGGCGGAAUUGCAGGAAAUGGUGCGUCACACGUUGUCAAAUAGACAGAGCAAGGCCUACAAGUAUUUGAUAGACAGUUGCAUGGCUCAGAAAGUGACGCCUGCCGAAGAUAUAACGUAUGACAUGAACCUGCCUUCAAGAGGAUUCGCGAGUUGCCCUGCACCAAAGAUUCAGUUCCUCCAAGAGAACGUCAAGUCUAAAGUUAUCGAGGUUUUCCAGAGGCAUGGAGGUGUGUGCCUCGGCUCCCCAUUGCUGAUGCCAAAGUCCAAACAGUCCUAUACGCACAUGGACUCGUGCGUUAAGCUCAUGACUCGAACGGGCAGCGUAGUUUCUUUGCCGCAUGAUCUGAGAGCUCCGUUCGCGAGAUACGUUGCUUGGAACAACAUCAUGCAUGUGCGGAGGUACGCGAUCGAACGCGUUUACAGGGAGAAAAAGGUUCAUGGAUUUCACCCCAGGGAAUUGUACGAGUGUGCUUUCGACAUAAUAAGCCCGACGCCCGGCGACCUAAUGGACGAGGCGGAACUGAUAUUGAUAGUCAGCGAAAUAGCCAACGAAAUCCCACAACUGCGUGGACGGAACUUUUCUGUCCGUUUGAACCACACGUCGCUGUUACAGGCGGUAUUGAUGUACUGCGGUAUAGAGAGGGAAAAGUACCACGACAUUUACUCAAUUCUCUGCGACGCGAGAGACGGAAAAUUCUCCAAGUUUCAACUGCAGACACACUUGAUCAGCCUGUGUCUUACCGAUCAGGCCAUGGAAACCCUCUACAAUUUGUUUGAAACGGAAAGCUCGGUCGCAAAGAUAGCCAGCGUCUUGAGAACCAUCACUAGGAGGAAGGGAAACGCGGCUGUUCUCGCCAAGGAAGGACUUCGGGAGCUGGAAAUCGUUAUCGCCAAUGCCGAGGCUCUUGGAGUGAAGUGGCCGAUUGUCGUUGUUCCGCUGUUGGUUCACAACAUUCAGCAGCACAGCGGUGUGAUAUACCAGAUAUCUUGCGAGUUGAAAAAAAGACGACGACGAGGAGGUCAGGACGUGAUAGCAGCGGGCGGUCGUUACGACAAGAUGCUGACGUCGUUUAGACAAUUUCUAGAGCGGACAGGUAUGGCGGGAAAGGAGGUAAGGCAGUACGGAGUCGGGAUCAGCAUAUCCUUGGACAAGCUGGUAUGCGCGGUGCGAGAAAACUGCGAGGAUAUUUGCUCCGAGAAUAAAUUUGGCGUGGAUGUAGCGGUCUGCUGCAUCGGCGGAAUGCAGAGGCGAGAAAAGGAGAAGGCCGAAGUCUUGCGCGAGCUUUGGUCCCAGGGGCUGAAGGUGACGUCGCUCGGACCGCACAGCGCCGAAGAAAUAUCCGAGUACUGCAGGGAUAAUUCGAUAAACUACAUCGUUCUUCUCAAGGAUGGUGAGAAUGGUACUCUUAGGGUACAAUCGUGGGAGAAGGACAGAUACCAAGAGCGAAAAAUAAACACUCAGGAUAUAACAGACUUUCUUCAGCGACAGAUUGACAAUCCGCUGCCGGUUUUAGCCAGAUCGGAAAGUAAGGUCAGCACGGGUAACAACGAGGUUCCCGUUUCCUCCUACAAUCCGGCUAAUGUUAACAUCGGCUUUGUACUGUCGGAGAAAGAUAAGUUGUCCGGGAGUGGUCGGAGGAGUGUAAAAAACACUAUUCUUGCGCAAAUGACCUCCGUCGCGCAGCGGAUAUCGCACAAAAUUCCUAUCGAAGUUUUCGCCGUAUUCCUUGACGCGACUGUCGUCAAGUCGAUAAUCAGCUAUUUGGAUAUUGACGAAAAUGAAGUGGAAUUUCACAAAAGUAUUCAACUAAUUAUAGAAAAACAUCCUAGGCAUAAAAAGUAUAUAACAGAUAUUUGCGAAGAAAUGCGAGAAACGAGGAAUGAAAAAUUGCACCCGGUUCUUAUUCUUUACAGCCUGAUAGACAACAAGUAUAGAAUUCUGAUGUAAGGAGAAUUUAUUUGAACCUGGUACCUGGAUAAUUUUACUUACAAUUGAAAGAAAUAAAGACUAAUUUCCGUACUGUUUUCGCGAGACUUCACAUUUUCGAUGCAAGAUGCAUUCUGCACCCCUCUCCAACCGCCUCAAUGCCAAAACA